GUACCUGUGUGGAGGGGGAGAUGAAAUGUUCCAAUGAACGCUGCAUAUCUAUGUACCUGGAAUGUGACGGAUGGAACAACUGCGGGGAUGACUCCGAUGAGUGUCAAUUAACGACGCUCAUCAUCCUUGCCGUUGUCAUCAGCUUCAUUUUCGUUACUCUCAUCGCUACGUCCAUGGUCAUGUGUGUACGGCGGAGACAGAAGAGCAAGGUGAAGAAGGAGAAGAUAAAGGACCCGUCGUUAUCCUGUAUUCACGACCAGAUCCAUACUAUACAUUCCCGGGGGCAGGACGACAAGGUCCAGGACUGCACAGCGAAAGGCGGCACACUUACUCGCAGCGCAGAGGGAUUACCAUGGUAACCAGUAGGACUGUUGUGACAGGACACGGUCGGUAGAAAUUUCAUGGCAGAACCGAGUCAAUUUGAAAUACCAUGGUAGAAUUUAGUCGACAGAAAUACUAUGGAAGAUCCAUUUCGAUCAAGAUGGCAAUAUAAUAAUGUCGAUAAAAUUUACUUUGGCAGAACCCUGUCAGCAGAAAUACUAUGGCGAAACCAUGUCGGUACCUAGCAAUACCAUGGCAUAAUACUGUCUAUAGAAAUACUAUAGCAAAGCCUUGUAAAUACCACGGCAGAACAUCAACAUCACAGGUCAAUCAUACGGAAACCCUGUCUGAAGGAGAGCUUAUCGAAUAAAUCCCCAUCAAUGGUAUAAAAGACGCUAGAGGUUUGUCACAGCAAAGAGGAAACUAGUAAAGAAUUUGUUGACCAGAAAAUACAACAUAGUACAAAAUACAUCGUUUCAUCUAUCGAGUAGCCUCCCUUUACCGUGGUUACAGGUGUAAACAGCUGUAGAUACAGUAUUUAUUCUAUAUAAGCACUAAAGGGAAGAAAUAUACAUGAAGUGUGUCAUUUAUAUAGAAAGGAAAAUACACAAAAAUAUGAUACGCUUAAAAUACCAUGUAUACAACCUGUCAGUCCACGUCCUAUGUCGUUAUUAGAGCGUUAUAUACACUCUGGUUACUCGAUGAAGCUUAACAAUGAUAUAAUGCAUCAACAGUAUUUGUUUUAUGAUUAUCAAAGAAUCAGUUGUCAUGUAGUUAAUUCUUAUUGUGUUAUCGUGUCGUGUUGCUAAUUAAAUUAUGUUGUCGAAUUGUUUAUUAUAUAAUUUAAUCGUUUUGUUCAUUGUAUUAUGUUGUCGUGUUGGUCAUUAUAUUAUUUUGUCGUGUUGUUCAUUAUAUUAUGUUGUAGUGUUGUUCAUUAUUUUGUUGUCGUGUUGUUCAUUGGAUUAUGUUGUCCAUUGUAUUAUAUCGUCGUGUUG
Mizuhopecten yessoensis (Yesso scallop) is the source of this 1316-nucleotide messenger RNA. Its product is annotated as atrial natriuretic peptide-converting enzyme-like. Gene Ontology annotation, molecular function: protein binding. The annotation marks the transcript as partial. The record is from RefSeq and is a predicted model, not a curated record. Lineage: Eukaryota; Metazoa; Mollusca; Bivalvia; Pectinida; Pectinidae. The transcript is spliced from 2 exons.